AUGUUUCCCACAGGUUUCUCUUCCCCCAACCCCCCAGCAGCAGCAGCAGCAGCGGCGGCGGCGGCUCAAGAGGUCAGGCCUGCCACGGAUGGUGGUAGCAGCAGCAGCUCCACCACCACCACCACCAAGAAGAGAAAGCUAAAUAGUAAUAGCAACAGUAGUGAGAGAGAAGACGUUGACUCCAUCUCCUCCUGUUCGUCCCUUCUUUCGAGAAACAGCAGCUCGUCCUUGCCCGCUCUCAUUAUCACGGCCUCCACGGCCUCCUGUUCUUCCUCCUCCACCUCCUCCUCCUCCUCCUCCUCAGGGGUUGCUUCUUCCAACCAUCACCUGCAGAAGAAGCUGCGUUUCGAGGACUCCUUGGAUUUUAUCGGACUGGAUGUGAAGAUGGCGGAGGAGUCUUCCUCUUCGUCCUCCUCGUCGCCGGCGGCCUCUUCGCAGCAGCACCAGCAGCUCAAAAACAAAAGCCUCUUAAUCUCCUCAGUCGCUGUGGGACACCACGCCAAUGGCCUGACCAAAGCUGCCUCCUCCACGGUCUCCAGUUUUGCGAACAGUAAACCUGGGUCAGCCAAGAAGUUAGUGAUCAAGAACUUUAAAGAUAAACCUAAACUGCCUGAAAAUUAUACAGAUGAAACCUGGCAAAAACUGAAAGAAGCUGUAGAAGCGAUUCAGAACAGUACUUCGAUCAAGUACAACUUAGAAGAGCUUUACCAGGCUGUUGAAAAUCUUUGCUCCUACAAAAUUUCUGCGAAUUUGUACAAGCAACUAAGGCAGAUUUGUGAAGACCACAUCAAAGCACAGAUUCAUCAAUUCAGAGAGGAUUCGUUGGACAGUGUUCUUUUUCUUAAGAAAAUAGACAAAUGUUGGCAAGACCACUGUAGACAGAUGAUAAUGAUUAGAAGUAUCUUUUUGUUCCUGGAUCGAACCUACGUUCUCCAAAAUUCAAUGCUGCCAUCCAUUUGGGAUAUGGGUCUCGAAUUGUUUAGGACUCACAUAAUUAGCGACCAGAAGGUCCAGAACAAAACCAUUGAUGGCAUCCUUCUCUUGAUCGAGAGAGAAAGAAACGGCGAGGCUAUCGACCGGAGUCUGCUUCGCAGCCUUCUAAGCAUGCUUUCAGAUUUGCAAAUUUAUCAGGAUUCUUUUGAGCAUAGAUUUUUGGAAGAAACCAACCGUCUCUACGCCGCAGAAGGACAGCGGCUUAUGCAAGAAAGAGAGGUCCCAGAAUAUCUCCAUCAUGUCAAUAAACGCUUGGAAGAAGAAGCAGACAGGAUUAUAACUUACCUGGAUCAAAGCACUCAGAAACCUCUAAUCGCCACUGUAGAAAAACAGUUGCUAGGUGAACACUUAACAUCCAUUCUACAGAAAGGUUUAAAUCAUCUCCUGGAUGAAAAUCGAAUUCAAGAUUUGUCACUACUCUAUCAGUUGUUUAGCAGGGUCAAAAAUGGAGUGCAGGCUCUCUUGCAGCAGUGGAUUGAAUACAUAAAGGCAUUUGGUAGCACCAUUGUCAUUAAUCCCGAAAAAGACAAAACCAUGGUCCAGGAGCUGCUAGAUUUCAAGGAUAAAGUGGAUCACAUCAUCGACAUCUGUUUUUUGAAAAACGAGAAGUUUGUCAACGCCAUGAAAGAAGCUUUUGAAACGUUCAUCAACAAACGACCCAAUAAACCAGCUGAACUCAUAGCUAAAUAUGUGGAUUCAAAACUUCGGGCGGGCAACAAAGAAGCCACUGAUGAAGAGCUUGAAAAAAUGCUGGAUAAAAUAAUGAUCAUCUUUAGAUUCAUCUACGGUAAGAGCUGGGCUUUGUUUGUAAUAUUGAUAUAUUUUAAUCAUAACAUAACAUCUGCCAACAACCGCUUUAAACUUCAUUAUAUGCAAAAUCAGAAUGUCCCCGGUAACAUUGAACUCACCGUGAAUAUCUUGACUAUGGGCUACUGGCCUACGUACGUGCCUAUGGAGGUCCAUCUACCGUCAGAGAUGGUGAAGCUGCAGGAAAUAUUUAAGACUUUUUAUCUGGGAAAACACAGUGGCAGGAAACUUCAGUGGCAAUCCACAUUAGGACACUGUGUAUUGAAAGCUGAAUUUAAAGAGGGCAAGAAAGAGCUCCAGGUGUCUUUGUUCCAGACCUUAGUGCUACUCAUGUUUAACGAAGGCGAAGAAUUCAGCUUAGAAGAAAUAAAACAAGCAACUGGAAUAGAGGACGGAGAGCUAAGGCGGACCCUCCAGUCGUUAGCCUGCGGCAAGGCCCGAGUACUGGCGAAAAGUCCCAAAGGCAAAGACGUGGAAGAUGGAGACAAAUUCACUUGCAAUGACGACUUCAGGCAUAAGCUGUUCCGGAUAAAAAUCAAUCAGAUCCAGAUGAAGGAAACGGUAGAAGAACAAGCGAGCACUACAGAGAGAGUCUUCCAGGAUCGUCAGUACCAAAUUGAUGCCGCGAUAGUGAGAAUCAUGAAAAUGCGCAAGACACUUACCCACAAUCUGCUUGUCUCUGAAGUGUACAACCAGCUGAAAUUCCCAGUAAAGCCCGCUGACCUUAAGAAGAGAAUAGAAUCUUUAAUUGACAGAGACUACAUGGAAAGAGACAAGGAGAACCCCAAUCAGUACAACUACAUUGCAUAAACACACAAUGAGCCUUUUUUUCCUUUUCUGCACACUGAUGUUCUUGGUUACUGAUGGAUAAACGAGCCUGUUGAUCCCAUUAAAUUAACCUUUUUCUACUACCAAUGACUGAAUGAAAGCAGCCUAAUGGGAUGAUGGGCAAGGGGGGAAAGAAAUAUAGUCGAGUGGUCUUUUUUCAGUGGCUUUACAUGCCUGUUUAAAGAGUAGUAUUUACAUUUUUACAAAGAAUGCUGUUGAACUCUUUGCAUGAUAUUUGGUAUGAACUGCAGAAGAUUGUAAGCAAGUAUCUGGUCUCUUUAAUUCCACCCGUUCCUUCAGGUCUAAAGGGACAGUCUCUUUAGCACAUCGCUCUCCUCCCAUUUUGAAAAAACAAAAUGUGUAGCGAUUUUAUUAAGCAAACGAAGCCCCAAGUU
Messenger RNA from Protobothrops mucrosquamatus (brown spotted pit viper), 3023 nucleotides. It is a transcript of the gene CUL4B, whose product is annotated as cullin 4B. Bases 1 to 2610 code for a protein of 869 amino acids. Gene Ontology annotation, biological process: ubiquitin-dependent protein catabolic process; protein ubiquitination; DNA damage response. Gene Ontology annotation, cellular component: Cul4B-RING E3 ubiquitin ligase complex. NCBI's taxonomy places the organism in Eukaryota, Metazoa, Chordata, Lepidosauria, Squamata, Viperidae. The transcript is spliced from 19 exons. The record is from RefSeq and is a predicted model, not a curated record. Gene Ontology annotation, molecular function: ubiquitin protein ligase binding.